CGAUGGUGCCAGAGCCGGGCCCGGCGCACAACAGCACCCCGGCCUGGGGGUCGGGGCCGUCGCCGGGCGCCGGGGGCAGCGGCUGGGUGGCGGCCGCGCUGUGCGUGGUCAUCGUCCUGACCGCCGCGGCCAACGCGCUGCUCAUCGGCCUCAUCGGCUCGCAGCCCGCGCUGCGCAACACGUCCAACUGCUUCCUGGUGUCGCUCUUCGCGUCCGACCUGCUGGUGGGGCUGGUGGUGAUGCCGCCAGCCAUGCUGAACGCGCUGUACGGGCGCUGGGUGCUGGCGCGGGGCCUGUGCCGGCUCUGGGCCGCCUUCGACGUGAUGUGCUGCAGCGCCUCCAUCCUCAACCUCUGCCUCAUCUCGCUGGACCGCUACCUGCUCAUCCUGUCGCCGCUGCGCUACAAGCUGCGCAUGACACCCGCGCGCGCCCUGGCGCUGGUGCUGGGCGCCUGGUCGCUGGCCGCGCUCGCCUCCUUCCUGCCGCUGCUGCUGGGCUGGCACGAGCUGGGCCGCGCGCGGGCGCCCGCCCCGGGCCAAUGCCGCCUGCUGGCCAGCCUGCCCUUCGUGCUCGUGGCGUCGGGCCUCACCUUCUUCCUGCCCUCGGGCGCCAUCUGCUUCACUUACUGCCGGAUCCUGCUGGCGGCCCGCAGGCAGGCCCUGCAGGUGGCCUCCCUCGCCACGGGCGCGGCCACAGGCAUGACCGGCCAGGCCUCGGAGCCGUCACAGGCGCCCAGGACCCCACGCCCAGGGAUGGAGUCAGCUGACAGCAGGCGUCUGGCCACCAAGCACAGCAGGAAGGCCUUGAAGGCCAGCCUGACCCUGGGCAUCCUGCUGGGCAUGUUCUUUGUCACCUGGCUGCCCUUCUUUGUGGCCAACAUAGCCCAGGCUGUGUGCGACUGCGUCUCGCCAGGCCUCUUCGAUGUCCUCACGUGGCUGGGCUACUGCAACAGCACCAUGAACCCCAUCAUCUACCCCCUCUUCAUGCGGGACUUCAAGCGGGCCCUGGGCAAGCUGCUGCCCUGCCCCCACUGGCCCCAGGAGCCCCGGGCCAGCGCGGCCUCCCCCUCCAUGCGGACCUCCCACAGCGGCGCCAGGCCGGGCCUGAGCCUGCAGCAUGUGCUGCCUCUGCCCCUGCCCCCGGACUCCGACUCCGACCCUGACUCAGGCUCAGGGGGCUCCUCGGGCCUGCAGCUCCCGGCCCAGCUGCUGCUGCCGGGAGAGGCCACCCGGGACACCCUGCCGCCAGCCAGGACUUCGGCCACCGUCAACUUCUUCAACAGGGAUCCCGCGGAGCCCCAGCUGCGGCUGCAUCUGCUUGGUGCCCCCACGAACUGAGGGGGCUUGUGGUUGGGGUGUCAGGGGGGAGCUGGGCUGGGGGAAACCAAGCCCCCAGGCCUGGGGCCAGCUCCCGGCUGAGGCCAGGAGGCUGCAGGUCUCUCGGGAGCCCUCUGAACUCUGGUGGUGGGCACAGAGUCAGCCCCACUACCCACACCAGGCCUCCCCCUGUGGGGUAAUCGCUGGCUUCAUGCAGUGUCUCCAGGAUGCUGCUCUGCUGGGUGUAACUUGGGUAGAGAAUGGUUGGAGGGCUCUGGGAGUGGGGGAGGGGGCCCUUGGCUCAGAUUAGGACAAAGAUUGUGGCCAUUGCACAUUCUAUCAGAUCACACAUUUGCAGAGACGGGUCAGUGCAGGCUGAGCCCUUUGCUCCUCUGACUGUAGUUCGUGGGCAUGGUCUCUGGGGAGUUUGCUGAAAAUGCACACCUCUGCCCCCCACUCCGGACCUGCCGAGGCAUAAUCUACAUGUGAGCGAGGUCCCCGGGGACUCGGGUGUGCGCAUGGUUUGAGGUGUGCUGGUUAGCUGACCUUUAACCCUGAGGAUGGUUUGCUAGACAGUUUUUGGACCAGGAGCCCCUCGGAGGUGUGUGGCCUCCCAGGGACCCCCUGUGCCUGGGAGCCAGGCCGGCCUCAACUGGAAUCCCUGCCCAUUACUGACUAGCUCUGCACGGGCGACUUAACCUCUCUGAGCCUGUUGUGGGAUGUGUAACCUGGGGCAGUGAUGCCUGCCUCGUAGACUGUCAUGAGAACUGGGACAAUAGCAUCGGACGCCAGCACCCGGCAGAUAGUGGUGGGACCUGAGGUUAAACCUCUCGGCCAUUCAGCCCCCUGGCCUCUGGCUGCGGGCCAGGAAGGGCCAUUUGUUCCCAUUGUUUCCCUCGUCUUCCUCCUCUUCCUCAGCCCCUCCCAGCUCCCAGGCUACGGCACUGCCUCUCCCGGGGCACAGGGGUGGCUGGUGGUUUUUGCCCAACAUCUGGGAUGGGUGUCCUCUGCCCUGGGCUUCGUUGGACCUAGAAGGGGACCUGCUGAUACAGAACCAGCCCCUUGUCCUCCCUCCCUCCCUGGGUCAGUGGGGGAAGAGGGAGUGGUGGCCACUCAGGUCAGCAGAUUGAAGAGGAGCUGUGCCUGGUGUGGGCUGGUGCCUCGAGCAGGCAGGUGACCUCCGGCACAGGGACCUGGGUUUUUUGUUUGUUUUGUUGUUGAGGGAGUGCUCAGUGACUUUGCCUGCUAUAGGUUCCUUUUCAGUCUGAGGUUUUUCCCGAGAGCGCGUCCGUGUCCGUGCAGCAUCCACGUACCCUGCUGCCAUUUUUAAUCUUCAGUCUGAGGUUUUUCUUACUCCCCACCUGCACCAGGUUCCAUCAGCCCACAGUCCUAGGGGGCUUUCCGCAGGUGGCCGGGCACUCUCCUUGGUGCUGAUUAGACUCCGGCUUUGGCUGCUGGCCACGGGCUGCAGAGGGUCCAUGGUGCUUGUUGGGGCUUCCCCUCUGCCCCAGGCCUGCUCGAGUGGACGAUCAAUAAACACUAGCUGACCGCA
Pipistrellus kuhlii (Kuhl's pipistrelle) is the source of this 2868-nucleotide messenger RNA. RefSeq names its product 5-hydroxytryptamine receptor 6 (gene HTR6). Gene Ontology annotation, molecular function: neurotransmitter receptor activity; G protein-coupled serotonin receptor activity. Gene Ontology annotation, biological process: G protein-coupled receptor signaling pathway, coupled to cyclic nucleotide second messenger; chemical synaptic transmission. Gene Ontology annotation, cellular component: membrane; dendrite. Lineage: Eukaryota; Metazoa; Chordata; Mammalia; Chiroptera; Vespertilionidae. The transcript is spliced from 3 exons. The record is from RefSeq and is a predicted model, not a curated record. Bases 3 to 1337 code for a protein of 444 amino acids.